Trypanosoma rangeli is the source of this 1170-nucleotide messenger RNA. RefSeq lists its product as uncharacterized. The record is from RefSeq and is a predicted model, not a curated record. Lineage: Eukaryota; Euglenozoa; Kinetoplastea; Trypanosomatida; Trypanosomatidae. Bases 1 to 1170 code for a protein of 389 amino acids. The transcript has a single exon.
AUGCCGGCACGGAGAACAUUUCGCCACUUCAACAAUUGCGGUGGAAAGAUGAUGCCGCGGUACUACUACUUUGGCAUUGAGCUUAGUGAGCGUAGGGAUGCCUAUGGAGUCUCUCAGUCACGGAAGCGGCGCCUCUUUAUCUUUGCAACGGACGUUAAACGUGACCAACAGACGUGGUUAGGGUACUUUGUGGCGCAGGGGGAGGCAACGACCCGUUCCGCCUCGGGAAUAAGCAACGCCCGCAGUAAUAUUUCAAUGCGGUUUGAUAUGCUACACGACCGCUCCAACACACACUCCGUCCCGAGGGCCGCGGAGGACAAGGAGAGGCAUCAUAACUCCCAUCUGUCGUACGAUCCGCUCGACGUCACCGCCACGAGACGCCCUAGGAUGGAUAUCUUCCCGCUCCUUAUGGACGACGACGACGACGACGACGAUGACGACCACAACUCGUACGAAUUGCGCACCUCACCGACCGACUUCUUUGGCGAGAAAGCGAUGACGGAGUAUUUCUUUACCCAACUCGACAAAGAGGAGGCUCGCUGGCGUCACGCCAUUGUAGCGGACGAGGAUCAUACUAGACAGCAGCUGUGCGCCAUCACAGAGGUGCUUCUUGACGCUGCCGCAGACAACAUCACUUCAUUUGCCGCUGCAUCCACGCAGGUAGCUACGCAGGGCGGUUGCGUUGCUCGUAGCGUGUGCAACAUCACUGCAGAUCCACCCUGCAGCGAAGCGACGGCAUCCGCGCAAAGACUAUGCAUUGAGCCUGUAUCUGUCAUCAGACAGAUACUACACCAAACUUUAACUGCAAAGAACCACCACAUACUCGCCUUACACAGAAAGCUAGAUGAGCUGCAAGAACGGUUGGUCAUUGGGGGGAAACAAAAUCAAGAAUUGGAAAACAGUACUUAUACAAAUACAAGUAGCACACAAUUAGAGAUAAAUCUUACAGCCGAACGCGAAAACAGAUCUGCCAAUUUACAAGGAACAAAAAACGUCGAACCAAAACCCGAAAAUAUCCGACAACGCGCAAGAACUGAAACCCGUUCCUUGCAAGAACCAAGAUGCACGCCUCGCAUUAGAAGAGCAGAACGAGCAGCGGCGCCGCGAGAUGGAGGGCCGGCUGGCGGAGCUUGGCGCCGAGAGGGACGCCCUGGCGGAGCGUGUGCGUGA